GAAGAAGAAGCAAAGAGAAGAAGAAGUCAAUAAAUAAGGAAUUCAAAUUGAAUAAGAUAUUUAUCUCGUGAAAUAUCUUAUCUUCAAGUAGCGAUAGCAUUUGUAUCUUAAAUUAAAAGAAAACACUUUGGAGAAAAAAAAACUUCAAAAUUCAAAUAUGCUGAGGAAAUUCUGCAUUACUAGGUUAUCAGUAUUUUUUUUAUAUCUAAUAUGUUUCAUGUCUUAUAGUGAUGCAGCGGCUUCUGACAUACAAUUAGACGCUAAGGCACAAUCUACUCAUAGACUAGAUAGCUUGAAUUUACUGUCUUAUACACUUCUACUCAUUUUAACUGUACUCACUAUAUGGCUCUUCAAACAUCGUAGAGUAAGCUUUUUACAUGAAACUGGUCUCGCUGUUAUAUAUGGUCUCAUAGUUGGCGCAAUAAUACGAUAUUCAGGUACUACAACACAAGUAUUAAAUAUGCAGGUUAAUAUCAAUGACCCGUCUCAAUAUAACUCUUCAAUUCCUCCUGAUACAUUAUCUCUACACUUUCCAAUCAAGGAGCACACACAGACAACUAACAAAACCUUUCAAUAUGUAUUUAGAGAAGAAAUUGUGGAUCUCCAAGAAAAUGAAAUUGAUCUCAAGGCAACAUUCGACCCUGAAAUUUUUUUCAAUAUUAUUUUGCCACCAAUUAUCUUUCAUGCUGGAUAUUCUUUGAAAAGGAAAUAUUUCUUUCGUAAUUUGGGUGCAAUACUAACCUUCGCUAUAAUUGGCACGACGGUAUCCUCCUUUGCUGUGGGGGCACUAAUGUAUGGCUGUGUCCAGAUGAUGCCUGCAAAAUUGGCCACUAGUUUCACAUUCUUGGACACACUUUAUUUCGGAGCUCUAAUAUCCUCUACUGACCCACUGACAAUCCUUGCUAUUUUUAAUGACUUGAACGUAGAUGUUAACCUUUAUGCCUUAGUAUUUGGUGAAAGUGUCCUGAAUGAUGCUGUUGCUAUUGUUCUCAGCGGGUCAAUACAGAACUAUGAAAAACGUUACCAAUCUGGCACAGGAGGUUUUGAAACGAAAGCCUUUUUCAAGGCAGUAGGAGACUUCUUUGGAAUUUUCAUGCUAUCAUUACUCAUCGGAGCUGUAAUGGGUUGUGUUACAGCAUUGAUGACAAAAUUUACUAGAGUCCGCGACUUCCCCCUUCUAGAGUCUGCUUUAUUUGUGUUGAUGUCGUAUAGCACUUUUUUGAUUGCUGAAGCAUCAGAACUUACAGGUGUGGUAGCAGUUCUAUUUUGUGGUAUUUGUCAGGCUCACUACACCUACAACAACUUGUCUGAUGAUUCAAGAAUUAGAACGAAACAAAUGUUCGAGCUGCUCAAUUUCUUGGCUGAAAAUUUCAUAUUUUCUUAUAUAGGUGUUUCAAUGUUUACAUUCCCAAAGCAUCAUUUUGAUCCACUAUUCAUAUUUACAGGAUUUAUUUGUGCAGCGAUUGGAAGAGCCGCAAAUAUCUAUCCACUAUCUUUUCUAUUGAAUUUAGGAAGGAAGCCAAAAAUACCAUCGAAUUUUCAGCAUAUGCUGUUUUUUGCAGGACUGAGAGGAGCCAUGUCUUUUGCUUUGGCAAUACGUAAUACUCUAUCAGAAGCACGUCAAGCUAUGUUGACAACAACAUCUUUAAUUGUGAUAAUAACAGUAAUUAUUCAAGGAGGAGCAACUAUGAAUUUGUUGAACUGGUUCCAAAUUCCGGUAGGGGUUGAUGAAGAAACUGAAGCUUUAUCUCAACAAGGAAUCCACAGUGUGUACAAUUCCACGGAGCAAGGUUCAGGGGGUAACACAACACCUCGAGCAGAUUGGGGUGAAUUGAAUGGAAGUGACUGUCCAAGGCAACAAAACGAAAAAGCCUUUCUGGCUAGAAUCUGGGGCUCUUUCGAUUCACAUUAUAUGAAACCAUUACUAACUCAUUCCAGGCCCACUCUUCUAGAAACUUUGCCAGUGUGUUGCAACCCCUUGGCUAGAUUACUCACAACCACUGAGCAAAUGACACAGGAAGGCUCUAACAAACCAAUGCGCGAUUCUGAUUCUGAUCUAUGUAUAGAGGAAACCGAUUUUCCUAGCACUGAUAAUCUGAGACCUAAUUCUUAUAGAAUACCUUAAAUUCUGGGUUUGUGACAAGUUGCCGGUUGAUUUGUAGAAGAAAAUAAUGCAUUCUAGACUUUUGUGAUUUAGUGUUAUUUUGUACACAUAAAUUCUAUAAGUGGACAUCAAGUUUAAGCAAAGUUCAAGUAAGUUAUGAACUCACGUUAAAGCCUUUUACUUAUAUUAUUUUUUGUUGCCAUAAUUCAGUUCCAGUACAUUUCUGGAAUACAAUUGUUGAGUUUUUUGAUGUGGUUUAUUUAUACCAAUCAUAUGUAACUGAUUCAAAUUUUU
Molecule: messenger RNA, 2398 nt
Organism: Leptinotarsa decemlineata (Colorado potato beetle)
Lineage: Eukaryota; Metazoa; Arthropoda; Insecta; Coleoptera; Chrysomelidae
Gene: Nhe3
Product: Na[+]/H[+] hydrogen exchanger 3
Source: RefSeq, a predicted model, not a curated record